Scaptodrosophila lebanonensis is the source of this 1817-nucleotide messenger RNA. It is a transcript of the gene l(2)37Cd, whose product is annotated as general transcription factor 3C polypeptide 5. Bases 6 to 1439 code for a protein of 477 amino acids. The transcript is spliced from 4 exons. Gene Ontology annotation, cellular component: transcription factor TFIIIC complex. The record is from RefSeq and is a predicted model, not a curated record. Lineage: Eukaryota; Metazoa; Arthropoda; Insecta; Diptera; Drosophilidae. Gene Ontology annotation, biological process: transcription initiation at RNA polymerase III promoter.
CGAGCAUGUCGCGGCAAAUUAAUUUUAAUGCCGAGGAGGAGUAUGAGCGCAUUGAAUAUCCUGGUCGUGUGGAAAACACAGACCGUAUGAUUGCCACACUAGGUGGUAUUUCGAAUAUAUCCAAAGUGCUGGGAGAUGAAAAGAAGCGGCUGGAGCUGCGCUUCCAUCCUGACAAUCCGUAUAACAAGCCCGCAUUUGGCGAUUCCAUUGCAAAUACGGGCGUGUUGCUCUCGAUAUCGGUCAGACGACAUAAAAAGGAUAAAACGCGUCCUCCGCAAUACACUGUGCGAGUGCUCGGCUAUUGCAGCCGCAGCUUCACGUUUGAAACUCUCUGCGAUUUCCAGUAUUUGCCCUUGUAUUCCACGCCGAGAAGCGAUGACGCCAAUGCUGCUGAAGAGAUAAAAUAUGCACUGGAGCAAGUGCUGCCGCGUAAUGCCGCUGAUUUAGAUUACUUCAAGCGCGAGGAGACUCCACUUAUUGCCCUGCCGGAACUUUUCGCACGCGUGGACACAGUUUAUGGACACACCUACCGCUUUGAUAGAUCCGAGGACGGUCAGCAUGAGGUACUGGGCCUGGUCACAAAAUCCACUUACGAUCCACGCGAUGCUGUCUACUUCAACAUGGUGGACGCCUUUCCCACUGACCCGGAUACGGAGGUUGUCAAGCGUUUGAAGAUCAAAUAUGUGUCCGAUGAGCAAUACGCACGUGUGAAGAAACUCUUCGACGAGUGUCCGAUUUGGACGCGUUAUGCGCUGCUUUAUGAGUCGGAUGUGAGCCAUGAUAAGCUCAAAUGUAUUAUACCGUCGUUGGCCUUUUACUUCAACAACGGACCCUGGCGGGCAAUGUAUGUGCGUUUUGGCUACGAUCCUCGCAAGGAUUUCAAGAGCCGGUACUAUCAGACUUUUGAUUUUCGCCUGCGUUUCGGCUUUGGCGUCUCGGAGUUUGUCUACUCGCGAAGGCAGCGGCAGGCGGCAGCAGGUGCCGAGGAGGAGCAAUCCAACGAUCUCGUGCAGGACAUCAAUUAUCCCUAUUUUGAUGAGCACAAAUUGCCACGUUCCAGGCAAUGUGUGUUGCGGUAUUGUGAUGUGCACCUGCAAAAGAUCCAAGACAUGCUAGAGAAGAUUCCCACACCGCUGACCGGCGCCAUAUGCAAUGAACGCACUGGUUGGCUGCCACCCAAUUUCGACUCAUUGGCGCGUGAAAUCGUCUGCGCCACCAUUAGUGAAAUCCUACGCAAUCAUUAUCGCAAGGAACACUUGGCUUCCGAGGUGGCCGCUGAGGCAGUGCCACAAGCCGAGGGCGAGGAAUACGAUGGCGAAGAUGAGGAGCUCAUCGAGGAGGACAUGGAAGUGGACGAAGACGAGUUGCAAACGAGCUCCGCAACCGAAAAUUUUACAGAUAAAAACAUCGAACAGCUACUCAGCAAUAUCACAAGUUAAUGCACAAAAUCAUACCUCACCUUAAAAAUGUUGAAUGCAUUUUAUAAAUUGUGAUAAAAGAUUACUUUUGGUUCGAUAUCUGUAAUGUCGACAGAUUUAAGUUCGCUCAACGUUGAAGGUCUCCUGUACAAAGCCGUUUUAAAUAAUAGCUUUAGUUUAUUUUUAAUUACUCUGGAUUGUUCAAAUGAAACUCUUAUAAUUCAUGUUCUAUUUUUGUUUUAGAAUUAUUCAUGGUCUAUUUAUGUUUUGGAAUUAACGUUCAGCAAAAAGAGCGAUUGUUUAAGCUUGCUUAAACAUUAAAAAUUUCUUAAAACAAGUUCUUUACAGCAAUCUCAGCUUUGGAACAUAACUAAAUGCAUUAAAUUUUUGUUCAAUUUU